AUGUGUGCUCAACCACAGCGCCCACAUACAAAUGCUGUCAUUAAAGCAGGGCACCUCCGCGCUGUAGACGAACAAGAUAUGCAAAACCAUUUGCAAAGGCUUCAACUGCAAUGUGGUAUCUACAACACCGACGUCGAGCCAGAGCAUGAUACCGAAUAUUUUUGCAAUUGCCCGAUUCAUCAGUACCAGGCCAGAAAGCUUGGCCGACUUCGUGUGCUAAAACAAUGGUCUGAAGCCGUUAUUUAUCCAGGUGAAAGAACUUACCAUGAUUGUUACAAGGGGGCUGGUUUAUUGGGCACCUUGAGCAGCAAUCCCUACCAAUUCAUAUCAUCCUACUCCUAUAAUAGUGGUGGGAUAGGUGCUUUUGCUCCCUCAAAUAUGUACGGUGGGUAUGGAGGAAUGAGAAGACCGGAUCCAUACACAUAUACAAGCUCCCUGGAAAAGACAAUCAGGUUGAAUGCGCAAUUGAACUCGAAAGCGCAAAUUUCCAUCGACAGCAAGGAGCCCACGUCCAGUAUAUGGAAUAUGGAUUCUGUCACCGCGUCCCCGACCGCGCAUGGAGAUGAGAAAGGUGUCAAACCUUCCAGGCUUUCGGGAUUUCGAAGAACAUUUUCCAUCAGGUCUCCCGAGGAAAAAGAGGCAGAGAAAAUAAAAAAGCAGUUUUCUAAGAACGAGGGACUGCGGCUUGAAAUUCUCAAUGAAGAAAACGGACGGUGGGCAAACAAAGAAUGGAGAGACUUGGUGGCAGAGUAUCAAGAACAUGUCGGCAUGACACAAAAGAUCGCCGAUCUUCGAGCUCGUUAUCCCAUUCAAUAUUUGCACCUUCUUCGAGCAGGGUACUUUGAACCUAUUCCAGUGGACUGGGCGAAUCUUGCUUCAAAUCCGCUCAAAUUUAGCAUUGAGGCUGCGUCUGGGUGGAGGGGUAUCACUCCUGCUUGGAGAGGGUUCGAAGACACUGCCGAAGAACGACUAUAUUGGGUCUUGAAUCACAGAGAGGGAAGCAAUGGGCCACGAAUGAAGCCUGAUCCCAUUUCCGCGAUGGCUCUGGCCCGCGCCAGAAUGGCGUUAGCGGUCCCGCCUCCUAUUGAAUAUUAUUCUCCCGAUGAUGUCUGUCAUACUCAGCAUAAGUCGGAUGACUAUUCACGACAGGUUCUGGCAGGACCCUUCAAGCCCUCGGAUGUGCCGGGAACACCUUUGGAUGAUACGAUGGUUUUACUGGAUGUCUCUGGGUCUAUGGACUUUGACCCCCUUCGUCCGAUUUAUCAACAAGCUCUUAUCACCGGCUACGCAAGGUCUAAUCAGCCCAAAAACAAGGAUCUCGCGAAAGCCACCAUUCGUCGCUUCAUCGAUGCAAUGAUUCAUCACGAUCAUAAUCCAACUGGCUAUGAACUCGUCACUUUUCACGACAAAUCCAACUACAUCGGUGUGAUCAAUCACGAGAACUUUGAAAAAAUGUGGAGAAAGGUUAGCUUUGGUGGAAGAACUCGAGUCAUGACUGGAUGGCAGCUUGUCAAGAAUCUUCAUUUCGAGAAACAUUCUGAGUCUGCAACUUACCACCCGGUCUACGGGUGGCAAGCUGGUCCAAAGACCCCCAAACUCAGACUCCUUCUACUUCUUGACGGCGAAGCAAGUGACAUGGAUGAGUUUGAGCUUGACUUGCUCAGUCUGUCUUGGGUUCAUGUCACGAUAUUCUUGAUUGGUGUCGAUGGUUGUCCGCACCAUCACCGACAUGCAAAUGAGUUGCAGAGAAUCAGUGAGGUAAAUCCUCAUGUCUCUUUUGUUGAUGCCCAGGGUAAUACCCCCGAGCGAUACAUCACGCACGAACUUUUGAAGAGGCAUCUUGGUUUUGACUUCACAAUGUCAGAAUUCAGGGAGCUCGAGCAACUGCCAUCGUAUGAUGACGUAGUAGAAGGCAGGGUAGCAAAUGGCGCUGGGAUAGAAUCGGGUGCACAUUAUGCAUCACCACCGAAAGGAUCAUUGAAAGCGUGA
Penicillium verhagenii is the source of this 1989-nucleotide messenger RNA. RefSeq lists its product as uncharacterized. NCBI's taxonomy places the organism in Eukaryota, Fungi, Ascomycota, Eurotiomycetes, Eurotiales, Aspergillaceae. The coding region runs from base 1 to 1989 and encodes 662 amino acids. The transcript is spliced from 4 exons. The record is from RefSeq and is a predicted model, not a curated record.